AUGGCCCCCGUCCCCCGCGUUUACUCCAAGACCUACAAGGUCCCCCGUCGUCCUUUCGAGUCGGCCCGUCUUGACUCGGAACUGAAGAUUGUCGGCGAGUACGGCCUGCGCAACAAGCGUGAGGUGUGGCGUGUCCAGCUCACCCUGUCCAAGAUUCGUCGUGCUGCUCGUGAGCUUCUCACCCUCGACGAGAAGGACCCCAAGCGUCUCUUCGAAGGUAACGCUUUGAUUCGCCGUCUGGUCCGCAUCGGUGUCCUCGAUGAGUCUCGCAUGAAGCUCGAUUACGUCCUGGCCCUCCGCGUUGAGGACUUCUUGGAGCGUCGUCUUCAGACUUGCGUCUACAAGCUCGGUCUUGCCAAGUCCAUCCACCACGCCCGUGUCCUGAUCAAGCAGCGUCACAUCCGUGUCGGCAAGCAGAUCGUCAACGUCCCCUCCUACAUGGUCCGCCUGGAUUCCCAGAAGCACAUCGACUUCGCCCUUACCUCCCCCUACGGUGGUGGCCGCCCUGGCCGUGUCCAGCGCAAGAAGGCUGCCGCUGCUGCCGGUGGUGGUGACGACGAGGCUGAGGAGGACGAGGAGUAA
This is a messenger RNA of Aspergillus luchuensis, 582 nucleotides long. It is a transcript of the gene RPS9, whose product is annotated as 40S ribosomal protein uS4. The transcript has 6 exons. Gene Ontology annotation, molecular function: structural constituent of ribosome; rRNA binding. The record is from RefSeq and is a predicted model, not a curated record. Gene Ontology annotation, cellular component: cytosolic small ribosomal subunit. Bases 1 to 582 code for a protein of 193 amino acids. Gene Ontology annotation, biological process: translation; positive regulation of translational fidelity. Lineage: Eukaryota; Fungi; Ascomycota; Eurotiomycetes; Eurotiales; Aspergillaceae.